AAGAAAUAUCACGGAUGUACAGUCCAAGAAUUUUUCUUAAUACCGAAACUAUUAGAACGAUUGAUGUUGUAUCAUUCAUGUUUCAAAUUACAAUUACCGUUGUACGAAUCAUCGGAGACACUGUUGGACUAUAUCGAGAAAAAUGCUGUUACAACUAUUUCAACGUCAACUGGAUCCGGAAAGUCAACGUUGCUACCGGCCCUACUCGCUGCAGAAGGAUAUGACAGGGUUAUUGUCACACAACCUCGACGUUUACCAUGUCAACUAAUUUCGAGGCGGGUGAAUAAAACCAUGCUCACAGAUAUUGGAUCGGCAACGAAUAGAUUAGCCGGUUGGUGUGUUAGCAAUGCUGGUAGUAAUCAAAACGCUAAAGUUCUUUAUUUAACCGAUGGUUUAUUAAAAGAACGUUUGCUUAAGGAUGACAAUUUUAUCACAGCUCAAACCCAAUUGAAUAAAUCUGUUGUUUUCUUCAUCGACGAGGUUCACGAGCGUUCAGUUAAUAUCGAUCUCUGCUUAGCAUUAUUGGCUCGAUUGUUAACAACGAAACCAGAAUUGAAGACAAAAAUGAAAGUGAUUAUCUCAUCGGCGACUUUGAACUCAUCAGUACCGGAUCUCUUUCGAAAGAUUCCUCAGGCUGGUUUGGCCACAUUCCAAAUGCCACAAAUGAGUACUUUGCAUCACGUGGAGACGAUCCUACGUCCGAACGAGAAUGUUCUCGACAUUGUGCAAGAACUAUGUAAAAAGCGGAAACGACAUGAUCAGAUCCUUUGCUUCGUGAGUUCCGUCGGUGAAGUAAAUGAAUGCGUUCGUUUGAUAAAUGAAAUCAGUCGAGGAACAAUUGUGGCACAUCCACUCGUUCAAUCUCAACGUCCAGACGUUCAGCAAGAAUACAUUGAAUACGGAACAGUUUUCUUUUCGACGACGAUCGCCGAAACUUCGUUAACAUUUCCUUCGUUAAAAUAUGUGGUGGAUACGGGAAUGAUCAACGCACCUAUCUAUGAUGUGGAUUCCAAACGGACUAUUCUAAAAGAGAUACGUGCUGCUGAAUCGACGAUCAAACAAAGACGUGGACGUUUAGGUCGAACACAACCGGGAGAAUACUAUGCUCUGUACAGUUUCAAAGCGGAAGAUAUGGCGUAUCCGAAUGCACAAAUAUGCCAGUCCGAUCUGCUAAAUUUAGAAUUUUCCUUAAGAAUAUCUCCAUUGAAGAAGGGAUUGACUUACAUGAAACAAUUCUUGCCCGAUCAGCCAACACAAAACGCAAUCAAUGCAGCAAUUCGACAGUUACAAGAUAUGAAUAUCCUCAGUAGUGGAUCGGGAGAUCAGUUCACUGAUGAAGGUAGAGACCUGGCUAAGCUGCCUGAUUUCGGUUCACUUGCCAUGUCGAAAGCAGUAUUAGCUGGACUUAACAAAUACGCAUGCGGCCGUGAUCUGAUCUGUCUUGCUUGCAUGUUAGGUGUACUGAACACGACAGCUAUGUUUAAAAGCGUUCCACUAAAGUUUAAAAGUACUGACGGUGAUUUCAUGACAUUAUUGAACAUUAUCAAUCAAAUUCUGCUUGUGAGAACCUCUGUAACAUCAAAACAAUUUGAUCUUGCAGAUGUUUGUGUUGCUGAAGGUCUUCGCGAUAUUCAUCAUGUUAUCCGACAAGCUUUGCGACGAUAUACAACGGUAGAAAGAUGCUUUAGUUCAAGCGGAUAUUUCCAAAACAAACCGCAUGUUGUCUCGGGUGAUUGGGAACGGAUUGCGAAAUCAUUGUUAGUUGGUUAUUCUGAUAAUGUUUUUGUUUCAAAAAAAGAAUUGUAUGGUAAACACUUACAUUUUCAACGAUAUAAUGGCACAGGUGACGAAGCGAUUCUUGAUCUGCAGUCCACAUUAACUCGGCCUAUCAGCUCAGCGCCUGUCGCACUUAUUCUCGCGCGCGAUAUUCGUCAUUCAACUGCUGUUCGUGCUGUAGCAAUUCUUUCAUUUGUUGGCGAAAUCAAAUCAGAAUGGCUUCAGCAUAAUCUUGAGCGGCAAUUUUCGUUGAAUGAUGAAGAAGAAAAGCAUUUAAAUACGGGUAGUCGUUACGAAGCAGCAGUAUCGAAAUUUUCCAAAAUCAAGAUGAGAAUGAACUCUGGGACGAUUCGACUGAAUGGUCCGUCAGGUUCGGUUCUCAAUGCUGAAUUACACCUUCGACAGCAGAUGGUUUCGGAAAUGACAUUCACAUUACAAGAAUUAGGAACAUCCAGUGCUCAUGCAAAUUUCCAGCGAAAUCUUGGAAUUAUUAUGAAGUCGGUGCGCAUAUUUAAUCCAUUGAAAUGGCGUUGGCAAGCGCAAAAACAAGUUGAAGUCACUAUUAACAGUAACACAGCCGCGAAAACAUGUGAGAUCACUGUUAAAGGAAGAAGUUCACAAAAUCGGAAAGUAAGGGAUGAAUUUUCUGCUUUUAUCGGUUGGUUACAAAUCUGUGCUGUCAUUCGACAUCCGAAUUCAGGUGUUCCUCCACGAGUACUUCGUCCUCAGAUGCGUAAGAAUUGCGAAGACAUCGAAAAGAGAAUUGCUCGUGUUACUGAUAGUAAACGAACACCAAUAGAUCUAUACAAUGGUACAAAAGGUAAAAACGCAACACGAGUAACACGAAUGGAAGUUGUGGCAUGGAUCGCUAUCUGCAAAUUUGACUGCAGAUUGGAAGGAGGUUUCGUUCGAGACUGGAUUGUAGGUGGUUACACUGCACUUCCCAAAGCUGUAUAUGCUAGUCCAAAAGAAUGGAUUACGUACAGGAACAACGUUCCCGAGUUGGACAAAGAUAUCGUUCCUUGUGACUUAGAUUGUCAUCUACCAUCGCAUGCUUAUUUCGAUAUUGAUAAGUUUCAAGAUGAAUUACAUAAGUACGACAUCUCGUGUACGGUUUGCUACGAUAAUUGGCGAUAUAUAUUGGUACUUGAUGAGAAUAAAUCUACCGGUCCAUUUACAAUGGAUUUGAUUGAGCCGCAUGUGGCAUUGACACAAGAUCGAAUUGAUUUCGACGUGAGAAAGUCUACGUUGCUACCGGCCCUACUCGCUGCUGAAGGAUAUGACAGGGUUAUUGUCACACAACCUCGGCGUUUACCGUGCCAAUUAAUUUCGAGGCGGGUGAAUAAAACCAUGCUCGCAGAUAUUGGAUCGGCAACGAAUAGAUUAGCCGGUUGGUGUGUUAGCAAUGCUGGUAGUAAUCAAAACGCUAAAGUUCUUUAUUUAACCGAUGGUUUAUUGAAAGAACGUUUGCUUAAGGAUGACAAUUUUAUCACAGCUCAGACCCAAUUGAAUAAAUCUGUUGUUUUCUUCAUCGACGAAGUUCACGAGCGUUCAGUUAAUAUCGAUCUCUGCUUAGCAUUAUUGGCUCGAUUGUUAACAACGAAACCAGAAUUAAAGACAAAAAUGAAAGUGAUCAUCUCAUCGGCGACUUUGAAUUCAUCAGUACCGAAUCUCUUUCGAAAGAUUCCUCAGGCUGGUUUGGCCACAUUCCAAAUGCCACAAAUGGGUACUUUACAUCACGUGGAAACGAAGCUACGUCCGAACGAGAAUGUUCUCGACAUUGUGCAAGAACUAUGUAAAAAGCGGAAACGACAUGACCAGAUCCUUUGCUUCGUGAGUUCCGUCGGUGAAGUGAAUGAAUGUGUUCGUUUGAUAAAUGAAAUCAGUCGAGGAACAAUUGUGGCACAUCCACUCGUUCAAUCUCAACGUCCAGACGUUCAGCAAGAAUACAUUGAACACGGAACAGUUUUCUUUUCGACGACGAUCGCCGAAACUUCGUUAACAUUUCCUUCGUUAAAAUAUGUGGUGGAUACGGGAAUGAUCAACGCACCUAUCUAUGACGUGGAUUCCAAACGGACUAUUCUGAAAGAGAUACGUGCUGCUGAAUCGACGAUCAAACAAAGACGUGGACGUUUGGGCCGGACACAACCGGGAGAAUACUAUGCUUUGUACAGUUUCAAAGCGGAAGAUAUGGCGUAUCCGAAUGCACAAAUAUGCCAGUCCGAUCUGCUGAAUUUAGAAUUUUCCUUAAGAAUAUCUCCAUUGAAGAAAGGAUUGACUUACAUGAAACAAUUCUUGCCCGAUCAGCCAACACUGGGCGCAAUUAAUGCAGCAAUUCAACAGUUACAAGAUAUGAAUAUCCUCAGUAGUGGAUCGGGAGAUCAGUUCACUGAUGAAGGUAAAGACCUGGCUAAGCUGCCUGAUUUCGGUUCACUUGCCAUGUCGAAAGCAGUAUUAGCUGGACUUAUCAAAUACGCAUGCGGCCGUGAUCUGAUCUGUCUUGCUUGCAUGUUAGGUGUACUAAAUACGACAGCUAUAUUUAAAAGCGUUCCACUAAAGUUUAAAAGCGCUGACGGUGAUUUCAUGACAUUGUUGAAUAUUAUCAAUCAAAUUCUGCUUGUGAGAACCUCCGUAACAUCAAAGCAAUUUGAUCUUGCAGCUGUUUGUAAUGCUGAAGGUCUUCACGACAUCCAUCAUGUUAUCCGACAAGCGUUGCGACGAUAUACAACGGUAGAAAGAUGCUUUAGUUCAACCGGAUAUUUCCAAAAUAAACCGCAUGUUGUCUCAGGUGAUUGGGAACGGAUUGCGAAAUCAUUGUUAGUUGGUUAUUCUGAUAAUGUUUUUGUUUCAAAAAAAGAAUUAUAUGGUAAACACUUACAUUUUCAACGAUAUAAUGGCACAGGUGACGAAGCGAUUCUUGAUCUGCAGUCCACAUUAACUCGACCAAUCAGCUCAGCGCCUGUCGCACUUAUUCUCGCGCGCGAUAUUCGUCAUUCAACUGCUGUUCGUGCUGUAGCAAUUCUUUCAUUUGUUGGCGAAAUCAAAUCAGAAUGGCUUCAGCAUAAUCUUGAGCGGCAAUUUUCGUUGAAUGAUCAAGAAGAAAAGCAUUUAAAUACGGGCAGUCGUUACGAAGCAGCAGUAUCAAAAUUUUCGAAAAUCAAGAUGAGAAUGAACUCUGGGAUGAUUCGACUGAAUGGUCCGUCAGGUUCGGUUCUCAAUGCUGAAUUACACCUUCGACAGCAGAUGGUUUCGGAAUUGACAUUCACAUUACAAGAAUUAGGAUCAUCCAGUGCUCAUGAAAAUUUCCAGCGAAAUCUUGGAAUUGUUAUGAAGUCGGUGCGCAUCUUUAAUCCAUUGAAGUGGCGUUGGCAAGCGCGAAAACAAGUUGAAGUCACUAUUAACAGUAACACAGCCACGAAAACAUGUGAGAUCACCGUAAAAGGAAGAAGUUCACAAAACCAGAAAGUAAGGGAUGAAUUUUCUGCUUUUAUUAGUUGGUUACAAAUCUGUGCUGUCAUUCGACAUCCAAAUUCAGGUGUUCCUCCACGAGUACUUCGUCCUCAGAUGCGUAAGAAUUGCGAAGACAUCGAAAAGAGAAUUGCUCGUGUUACUGAUAGUAAACGAACACCAAUAGAGCUAUACAAUGGUACAAAAGGUAAAAAUGCAACACGAGUAACACGAAUGGAAGUUGUGGCGUGGAUCGCUAUCUGCAAAUUUGACUGCAGAUUGGAAGGUGGUUUCGUUCGAGACUGGAUUGUAGGUGGUUACACUGCACCUCCCAAAGCUGUAUAUGCUAGUCCAAAAGAAUGGAUUACGUACAGGAACAACGUUCCCGAGUUGGACAAAGACAUCGUCCCUUGUGACUUAGAUUGUCAUCUACCGUCGCAUGCUUAUUUCGAUAUUGAUAAGUUUCAAGAUGAAUUACAUAAGUACGACAUCUCGUAUUGUCAUCUACCAUCGCAUGCUUAUUUCGAUAUUGAUAAGUUUCAAGAUGAAUUACAUAAGUACGACAUCUCGUGUACGGUUUGCUACGAUAAUUGGCGAUAUAUAUUGGUACUUGAUGAGAAUAAAUCUACCGGUCCAUUUACAAUGGAUUUGAUUGAGCCGCAUGUGGCAUUGACACAAGAUCGAAUUGAUUUCGACGUGAGUAAUCUAUCGUUGGAAAAAGACUACACCCACGAAUUGGGUAUGCGCAUUGAUACUACUCAAAAGCCGUAUUCGAUUGAAUUGGAAGCUAUUGUUGAGAAUAUAAAAAACAAGCGUUUUCUCACUCUUCGACCCAUCGAUAAUAAUCUCAAUAGAAGAAUUGCAAAAAUGAAAGAUAGAGGUUGGACACAAAUGGAAGGCGGUUUAUCGGUUAUUCCAGAACCACACAAGGAGUAUCACGCGAUUCUCGUCCCAUUACCUCGAUCAUCUGAUUUACACGCUGCGAUUUGUCAGAAAAUGAGAAAUAUACCAGGUGUAGAAGUUAAAUCUAUCGAAGAAAUACGGAAUCCAUUUUUGGAAGAAAUCUACGAAGGAAUGAAAAAAAUAAUCAAACGACAAUGUCCUAAAACGACUUCGUGCGAGCAUCCUGGAUUGUUUCAUGGAACGAAAGGAGAUGGUAUCGACGGAAUCACUGACGACGGGUACGACGACCGAUUUUUCAAUACCGAAGGUCUAUAUGGACAUGGUGCGUAUUUCGCUGACGAUCCGCUCAAAUCACAUAAUUAUACUGAUAAAACUAGCAAGACACGUGUUAUGUAUUAUAACAAAGUCUUACUGGGUGAAUCGAUGGUACUAAAUGAACCGGACAAAAAAUUAGUUUGUGCGCCAAAAAAUUACCAUUCGAUUAUUGGAAAACACAAUCAGAUGACCGAAUAUAUCAUUUAUCGGUAUGGGCAAGCUUUACCAUGUUUGAAAAUCGUCUACACAGUUUAA
Messenger RNA from Adineta ricciae, 6696 nucleotides. Lineage: Eukaryota; Metazoa; Rotifera; Eurotatoria; Adinetida; Adinetidae. The record is from the annotation of a GenBank genome assembly.